Hevea brasiliensis (rubber tree) is the source of this 2937-nucleotide messenger RNA. RefSeq names its product putative pentatricopeptide repeat-containing protein At3g13770, mitochondrial. Bases 280 to 2178 code for a protein of 632 amino acids. Gene Ontology annotation, molecular function: protein binding; RNA binding; zinc ion binding. NCBI's taxonomy places the organism in Eukaryota, Viridiplantae, Streptophyta, Magnoliopsida, Malpighiales, Euphorbiaceae. Gene Ontology annotation, biological process: RNA modification. The transcript is spliced from 2 exons. The record is from RefSeq and is a predicted model, not a curated record.
UUCAGUUUAUAUUUGUUAGGCUUUUUAAUUGUUACAUUAGAAAUUAAAUUAUUUAGUUUAUAAAUAAUGUUUAAAAAUUUAUUAUAAUUUGAUAAUAUCUAAAACUAAAUACAAAUCGUCUCAAAAUCGAACCAACGAAAAAUUUUUCAGCCCGAAACCAAACCAUUACCUCCCCGUCCCCAUCUCUGAGAUGAUAAAAAAUAUCUGUGGCAAGUUCCCUCAUUACUCAGAAGGACAAUUUUUAUAAGUUGCUCAAAUCAGUACAGCAGGAGGCAGGACAUGAAAUUGCUGUAUAAUCAUCAUUCCAUAUUCUUUAGCCUGUUUACCCGCCAACUCUCUCUCUCAUCUUUCCCGCCAUUGAAACCAAAUUUAAACUCUCAAUGCAUCAAUGGCCACCUUCAAGAGUCCUUACUACAAAUGGCCUUUAAAGGUCCUGAAAUGAUAUUUGAUGGCUACAACACGCUGUUGAAUGACUGCGUGAACAGAAAGGCCAUAAGAGAAGGCCAAAGGGUCCAUGCCCACAUGAUCAAAACGUGUUAUCUCCCACCUCCUUAUCUCAGAACCAGAUUGAUUGUUCUUUAUACUAAGUGUGACUGUUUGGGUGAUGCAAGACAUGUAUUUGAAGAAAUGCCUGAGAGGAAUGUGGUUUCUUGGACUGCAAUGAUUUCAGGUUAUUCUCAGAGAGGGUUUGGCUUUGAAGCGUUGCAUCUUUUUGUGCGGAUGUUGAGAUCAGGUACAGAACCAAAUGAAUUCACUUUUGCUACUGUACUAACUUCUUGUACAGGUGCUUCUGGGUUUGAGCUGGGAAGGCAAAUUCAUUCUCUCAUAAUCAAGCAAAAUUAUGAAGCCCAUAUAUUUGUUGGAAGCUCACUUCUUGACAUGUAUGCAAAAGCUGGCAAAAUCCUUGAAGCUCGAGGGGUUUUUGACGGGUUGCCUGAAAGGGAUGUUGUUUCUUGUACUGCAAUAAUCUCAGGAUAUGCCCAACUAGGUCUUGAUGAAGAGGCAUUAGAACUAUUCCGGAGGUUGGAAAAGGAAGGAAUGAGCUCAAAUUAUGUUACUUAUGCUAGUGUGUUGACUGCAUUAUCUGGGCUUGCUGCACUAGAUCAUGGUAAACAAGUUCACAACCAUGUUCUUAGAUGUGAAUUGCCCUUUUAUGUAGUUCUUCAGAAUUCUCUGAUUGAUAUGUACUCAAAAUGUGGAAACCUUAAUUACUCGAGAAGGAUCUUUGAUAUUAUGCCUGAGCGAACUGUUAUCUCAUGGAAUGCAAUGCUUGUGGGGUAUAGUAAACAUGGAAUGGGCAGAGAGGUGGUUGAGCUCUUCAAAUUGAUGAGAGAAGAAAAUAGAGUUAAACCUGACAGUGUAACUUUUUUGGCUGUUCUAUCUGGCUGCAGCCAUGGAAGAUUGGUAGAUAAAGGACUAGAAAUAUUUGAUGAAAUGGUGAAAGGGAAUAAUGGGAUUCAGGCAGAGAUAGAGCAUUAUGGGUGUGUUGUUGACUUGCUUGGGCGUGCUGGCCGAGUGGAAGAGGCUUUUGAAUUUAUCAAAGGGAUGCCUUUUGAACCAACUGCAGCCAUUUGGGGUUCACUUUUAGGUGCUUGUAGAGUUCACUCGAAUAUAGACAUUGGCACAUUUGUAGGUCAACGACUUGUACAAAUAGAGCCUGAGAAUGCAGGAAAUUAUGUCAUUCUUUCUAAUUUAUAUGCUUCUGCAGGGAGAUGGGAAGAUGUGAGAAAAGUAAGGGAAUUAAUGAUGGACAAGGCUGUGAUGAAGGAGCCAGGAAGAAGCUGGAUUGAACUUGACCAAACCCUGCAUACUUUUCACGCAAGUGAUCGCUCCCACCCAAGGAGGGAAGAGGUAUUUUGGAAGGUGAGGGAAUUAUCAAUCAAGUUCAAGGAAGCUGGCUAUGUCCCUGAUUUGAGUUGUGUUUUAUAUGAUGUGGAUGAGGAGCAAAAGGAGAAAAUACUUCUAGCCCAUAGUGAAAAACUGGCUAUGGCAUUUGGACUCAUUGUUGCUUCAGAGAGAGUCCCAAUACGUGUGAUAAAAAACCUCCGGAUCUGUAGUGAUUGUCACAAUUUUGCUAAGCUUAUUUCAAAGUUUUACGGAAGAGAUGUGUCUCUAAGGGAUAAAAACCGGUUCCAUCAUAUUGUUGGGGGAAUCUGUUCUUGCGGUGACUACUGGUGAUUUUUGGAGACUUUACCGUAUGUAUGCUUGGUUAUUUGGUUAUCCCUCUGGAGAUUGUGAGAGGCUUGUUGCAAUAUAGGUUCUGGUCGAAACACAAAGAACAGUGUAUUUUCAGUGGAGAGAUAAGAUGAAUGUGCAACCUUAUUUCAAAAACAACAGUCAUAACAACUGUAAUUCAGUUGAUUCACUUGUGAUGCAGUGAAAGUUGAACCCUUUUUGUAGAACCUUAAGCUGCUGAUUUGGUUGCACAAUGGCUCAUUCAUCAUUGCAGCCAGUGGACAUGUCUAGGCCACAAGGAGAGGCCCAAGGUUAAAAUUUCAACCGGACCUCGCCUCCACCAGGGCAGUCCUGCAUGUGGGACGACUCGGAGCUCCCCUGCUACAUCACCAGCUUCCUAACCAUUGUGAUUCUCAGUGUUGAGUUGAAUGCUAUGCUCAAUCUGUCCAUCGAGACUUGGGUGCACCAGAAGGCCCUCCAAUGCCUUGAUAUUUUGAAACUUGGUACCUUGGGUUGUGGGGAAUCAGAGUAGAAUCAUGAUCUAGGGUAUGACAUAUGACUCUUUGGAUGCAAAAACUUUUUGUUGAUUUUUUUGGGUGGUGAACUUUUUACCUGUUGUUGAUAAUGCAUAGUUCAGUAGAGGGCUUUUGAUUCUGCUGACAUUAUGUUCAUGGAGCUUAAUUAUGCAAAUUUUUUGUUGUUAAUUUGGAUGUUAUUGAUUUUAUAAGCUUCUAUGAGUUUAAAUUUCCUUGUUCCAAUUCA